Messenger RNA from Lacerta agilis (Sand lizard), 1042 nucleotides. RefSeq names its product APAF1 interacting protein (gene APIP). The transcript is spliced from 7 exons. Gene Ontology annotation, cellular component: cytoplasm. Bases 2 to 739 code for a protein of 245 amino acids. NCBI's taxonomy places the organism in Eukaryota, Metazoa, Chordata, Lepidosauria, Squamata, Lacertidae. Gene Ontology annotation, molecular function: methylthioribulose 1-phosphate dehydratase activity; metal ion binding. The record is from RefSeq and is a predicted model, not a curated record.
GAUGGCUGAGAAGCAGCAGCGAGGCGACUGUGGCUGUCCUUGUAGGAAGGGCCUGGAGAAAGCCGAGGAGAAUGUGCAUCCAAGGAAUUUGAUCCCAGAGCUCUGUCGCCAGUUUUAUCACUUAGGAUGGGUUACAGGGACUGGUGGUGGAAUCAGCAUAAAGCAUGGCAAAGAGAUAUAUAUCGCUCCCUCUGGUGUCCAAAAAGAAAGAAUUCAGCCUGAAGAUAUGUUCGUGUGUGACAUUGAAGAACGGGACAUCAGUGGCCCCCCACCACACAAGAAGUUAAAGAAGAGUCAAUGCACACCUCUCUUCAUGAAUGCUUACACCAUGAGAGGUGCAGGAGCAGUAAUCCAUACUCACUCCAAAGCAGCUGUAAUGGCCACACUUCUCUAUCCUGGAAGAGAGUUUAAAAUUACUCAUCAGGAGAUGAUAAAAGGGAUCAAGAAAUGCACAGCAGGAGGCUAUUUCAGGUAUGAUGAUACCUUAGUGGUUCCUAUUGUCGAGAACACACCUGAAGAGAAGGACCUGAAGGAAAGAAUGGCUCAGGCAAUGGAUGACUACCCAGACUCCUGUGCUGUGCUGGUCAGACGUCAUGGAGUCUAUGUUUGGGGAGAAACUUGGGAAAAAGCCAAGACAAUGUGUGAAUGUUAUGACUACCUUUUUGAUAUUGCAGUACAAAUGAAGCAACAUGGACUUGAUCCUACUGCAAUUCCAAAGGAAGAAAAUGGGAUCGUUUAAUACCUCGACACCUCUUACCAAAAUGACACUAAUAUUUCAAUGAAAUAUCAAUAGGUUUUAGGGUUCGUGCCCAAGCAACUUUUAACAUUUUGCACAAUAUGUGCUUAUUAGUUUUAGUGAAAUAUUGUUGCUAAAUACAGACUGUUUUAUGCUGUUUGUUAAAAUCCUGAAGGAUGCCCAAGGCAGUCUGGAUUCCCAGUUGUGCAUAUUAAUGGAUCUGGGACUCCCCUUUCCCUUUACUUUCACAGUACAACUGGCAUGUUUCUUUAGGAUUUUCCUUGUGGCUCAUAUUCUAUAAUAUAG